AUGCAGGUGGUCUCCGCGUGCUUCGCGUCGUCAUCACUGCAGUAUCUCCAACAACAAAUGGGCCAGCUAAUUCUUUCGGAGCUUAGCCGCCGAGCCUGGCUUGGGGAUAUUCUGGCGCCUUUUAACAAUAUGCUGAAGCCAGCAACCCUGACCGACUACACCAGCACAUGGAGGCGCAUUUUCGCUUUUGUCGCCGACCACAUCCCCAACGAAAAGGUCUGCGGCGCCAUGACCUCAUUCGCCGGGCCCCUGAAUCAAGCCGCAGUGAAGAACGUAUGGGCGGCAUUCUGCAUGACUGGGGCACAACUCCUACAUCUUGGGAAGUGGAAUACCGCAACGGAGAGCAGAUCAAGAAGUUUGAGACGAUUUUACGAUUGGACAUGCGGCCUCGACCCAUUUAUGCCGAGGUCGAGGAGGCGUUUAAGGUUGCACAGAAUCUGA
Molecule: messenger RNA, 441 nt
Organism: Colletotrichum destructivum
Lineage: Eukaryota; Fungi; Ascomycota; Sordariomycetes; Glomerellales; Glomerellaceae
Exons: 1
Coding region: 1-441 (146 amino acids)
Source: RefSeq, a predicted model, not a curated record